AUGAAAGAACCCAUUAUUGGCCAAGAUGCAAAAGAUCACCUUUUAGUGGCUUCUAACAUGACUGGAGUGUCUACGUCGCAGUUGGACGCGGAUGAGAAGACGGCAUGGAUUUUUGCAUUUGGUGUACUUCUUGUUGUGGCUACAAUGGGCAAUAGCUUAGUCACAUGGUUUAUAAUAGCUCGACGACGAUUGGCCAAAGCUCAUAGUUGCUUCAUGUUGAGCCUCACAAUAGCUGAUUUUGCUAUGCUCUAUUUAGAAGGCAUCUUCAAUUUCAUUUACAUCCUUGAUGGGCACUGGCGAUUUGGAACUACAUACUGCAUGAUCGAUAGAUUCCUCUCUGAACUAACUAAUGCAGCAAGCAUCUUUACAUUAACCGUUACAUCUUACGACCGAUACCUGGCAAUUGUAAAACCUUUUUUCCCGAGAUCGACACGGAAAAGGGCGGUUCUUACCAUUUUCACCUGCUGGAUCAUCGCUGUGACUCUUGCUACACCCAAUCUUCUGUACUCGAACGAAUUCAUCUCGUCUGGCGAGGAUUUGACUAAGUGCGAAAUUGUAUGGCCUGAACAAGACGUGAUACUCAACAAUUACUCGUACAGAAUUCUAGUAUUCCUAAUUACGUACCUUCUGCCAUCGGUGUCAAUGGCCUAUUGGAACUUCCGGAUCGCCGUCGUACUAACAACAAGUACCGUCCUAACCGUCGAGGACGAUGGAAUGCGAAAUAAUCUCCAGCUAAGUGUCCUAAUCAAGAAAAGAAAAAAUUUAGCAGGUGGCAUGUGGGCGAUAUUGGUCAUCUUCUGUUUGUGCUGGCUACCCUAUCAGACGUACUUGAUGUACCAGGCUUUUCAGACGGAAGAGAAUGUCACGACGAAACGGAUUUACAUGAGCGUUUAUUGGCUGGCCAUAGCAAAUGCUGCCGUUAAUCCAGUAUUGUUUUAUCGCCUGGAUAAACAGUAUCGCGAAUGCGUACGUACCUUUUGCAAAAGAAUCAGCAAUUGUUUUGAGACGCCUGCGUAAUGGAUCCCAGCAGCAAUUUCCCUAAUUACGAUGGAGCUACACAAGCUUAAUUCUUGUAGGACAUCGUUAAU
Molecule: messenger RNA, 1088 nt
Organism: Daphnia magna
Lineage: Eukaryota; Metazoa; Arthropoda; Branchiopoda; Diplostraca; Daphniidae
Product: tachykinin-like peptides receptor 86C
Exons: 8
Coding region: 1-1017 (338 amino acids)
Biological process (GO): G protein-coupled receptor signaling pathway
Cellular component (GO): plasma membrane
Molecular function (GO): tachykinin receptor activity
Source: RefSeq, a predicted model, not a curated record